AUGGCACCCACGGUACUCCCUGAGUCUGGCAACCCACUGGUGUUUUUUGACAUUACACUCGGAGGCGAGCCUCUCGGCCGAAUUACAUUUGAGCUCUUCAAGAAUGUGGUUCCCCGGACAGCCGAGAACUUCCGCCAGUUCUGCACGGGCGAGAGCAAGAACCAUCUAGGUCGCCCGCAGGGCUACAAGGGCUCCAAGUUUCAUCGAAUUAUCCCGAACUUCAUGUGCCAAGGCGGCGACUUCCUCAACGGCGACGGCACGGGCUCGACAUGCAUCUACGGCACCAAAUCGUUUGCCGACGAGAACUUUGACCUCAAGCACGAUCAGCCAGGGUUGCUGUCUAUGGCUAACGCCGGGCCCAACACGAACGGGUCGCAGUUCUUCAUCACAACGGUGCCGACGCCCUUUUUGGACGGCAAGCACGUCGUGUUCGGCAAGGUGGUGGACGGCAUGGACAUAGUCAGGAAGAUGGAACACACCAAGACGGGCUACCGCGGCAAGGACGUGCCCAACCUGGACGUGGUCAUCGCCCAGUGCGGCGAGAUGUAGUUACUAGUACCUAUACGCCGGCGGUAAACAGUCAGGUAGGGGAGGGAAUUGAUAAAGUUGCACACGUUGAGGUGAGCUGGCGUCGCUAGAUUCUGGGUGUAAACAAUGGGGCUAUGUGAUGAAUCAGGGGAAAUGGGGAGGAUGGAAUUUCACAACAAAGAGCACUAAUUAUCAAGAGAUUCAUCAAGCCUGCAGUACCUAUGGAACGAGGACAUUGCUUGUAAUUAAAUGCUGUAGGAUCAAUCU
This is a messenger RNA of Canariomyces notabilis, 795 nucleotides long. RefSeq lists its product as uncharacterized. Gene Ontology annotation, biological process: protein peptidyl-prolyl isomerization; protein folding. The coding region runs from base 1 to 549 and encodes 182 amino acids. The transcript is spliced from 5 exons. The record is from RefSeq and is a predicted model, not a curated record. Gene Ontology annotation, molecular function: peptidyl-prolyl cis-trans isomerase activity. NCBI's taxonomy places the organism in Eukaryota, Fungi, Ascomycota, Sordariomycetes, Sordariales, Chaetomiaceae. Gene Ontology annotation, cellular component: intracellular membrane-bounded organelle.